Molecule: messenger RNA, 1203 nt
Organism: Haplochromis burtoni (Burton's mouthbrooder)
Lineage: Eukaryota; Metazoa; Chordata; Actinopteri; Cichliformes; Cichlidae
Gene: nol12
Product: nucleolar protein 12
Exons: 6
Coding region: 236-934 (232 amino acids)
Cellular component (GO): nucleolus
Molecular function (GO): RNA binding
Source: RefSeq, a predicted model, not a curated record
GAAAGACACGCGGAGAACACGCAAAUUCAGGACCUUUUUGCUGUGAAGCAACAGUGCUAGCCACCACGCUAAUUUUAUUUUAUUUUAUUUCUAGUGUGUAUGUAAUUAAAAAAAAAAAAAACUAAAACGCCGCUAUCAAACUGUUGGAACUGUAGAGGUCAUGUGGUAUGUGUUCCCCCCCGGACAAAAAUAAGAGACGUGCGGUAUAGUAACUUAGCGAACUCACGUGCACAACAUGAAAAACUUUAAAAACAAAGGCUCCAAAAAGGCUAAGUUCAAGCCAGGAUCGAAGAAGAGGGAGAACAAAUGCAUCGUAACGUUUGACGAGAAAAACAGACAGGAAUAUCUUACCGGCUUUCACAAGCGUAAGGUGGAGAGGAGGAAAGCGGCAGUAGAAGAAAUUCGAAAGAAAAUCAAGGAAGAGCAGAUAAGAGUCAGAGAAGACAGACACAAGGAAUACAUAAAGAUGCUGAAGGAGAGGACAGAAGCUCUCGAGGAAGGCGAAGAUGAUCUGGAAGAUGCAAUAACCAGCACAACAGAGUCUAUGCAGUACGAUCAUCCCAACCACACAGUAACCGUGACAACCAUCAGUGAUCUUGACCUCACAGGAGCUCGCCUUCUCGAAGCUGCAGCAAACCAGGCUAAUGAGGAGCGUGACGAUGAGGUGGAGGGGGAGAAAGAGGAAGAGAAAAUGGUUGGAAUGCCAAAAAAAGCUGGGAAUCCAAUACUUAACAAAAAGAUCCGCUCCCUUACAACGCAGCUCAGCACUUACACCAGCAAGCGGAAGAGGAAAGGGAAGCAGGAAGGCCGAGGCGGACGGGGGCGUCUGACAGAGAAGAGACCUGGUGUCACAGAGGGUAGAAACAAAGGCGGCAGGACCAGCAAGCGUCAGAGACGUAGACAGACCGGGAAGAAAGUGCAUCAUCAGGACUGAAGGAGUGCAUGAAGGGAGGAAGAAACUCCUGACAAUGGACUUCUGCUCUUGUUAGGCCAGCUCAACAAACUGGACUUGGUUGUGUUUAUGCUCACGCGUCAAACAGAAUACGUGUAUGCAUAAAGAUGAUGUUGGAGUUACCUGCCCUGUGAAAUCUUGUGCUCAGUUUUGUACAUUUUCCAACUUUUUUUGUUUCUUCCCAUUAUUUGUUAAUUGUGUACUGAGUGUGCUGUAUUUACCUCAAAUUUGAUUAAAGUAAAUUUGAAUAA